UUAGUAGUGUAUUCACGUAUUGUAUUAUUGUCGUCUGCCUUAAAGUGUUAGUUCAGGUUCAGCUUUUUUAGCCGAUUUGCCGUUUCACAUUAUUUUAUUGACGUUUUGUUUAUACCGUGGGAAUAAUAAGGUUUUUCGGAAGUAACACAAGUGAAAAGUGAUAAAUGUUCAAACAUACUCUAAAUAACUGCUAAACUAAUCCAUGCUUGUAAAAACAAACAUCAAUGAUGUAUUUUUCACAAGUAGUCAUGAGUUUAAUUUUUAUAACUGUAAGCUUGUUGAGUUCAUUAGUAUUGGCAGAUAGCGAUGAAUAUAAGUCUAAGUUGUAUACAAAUGAGAAUUUUGAGACUGAAGUGGUAAAAAAUAAUCAUUUUGUUAUGUUUUUUGCACCCUGGUGCACAUUCUGCAAGCGACUGCACCCUACAUGGGAGGAGCUGGCUGAGAUGCUGAACGAGGAUGAAACGAGUCAGGUGACCAUCGCGCGGGUCGACUGCACUGUCAGCAGGGAGCUCUGCUCCGAGCAUGACGUCACUGGAUAUCCCACAUUGCUAUUCUACCUCAAAGGAAAGACAGUUGGAGUGAAAUUCCGAGGAACUCGUGAUCUUCCAUCUCUUACUACAUUUAUUAAUAUCCAGCUUGGAAGCGAUAGAGAGGUUAGCGAAGAAGAAGUGGGAGAAAGUGAGCAGAAGCCCGAAGUGACAUCAGGACUGGUUGAGUUGACUGAAGACACUUUCCAUAAGCACGUCAGUCAAGGUCAUCACUUUGUCAAAUUCUACGCUCCUUGGUGCGGACAUUGUCAGAGAUUGGCACCGACAUGGGAUUUGCUAGCGAAGGAGUUUGAGAAAGAGCGAAGUGUGACUGUGGCCAAGGUGGACUGCACGCAACACCGCCCCGUCUGCCAGAGCUUCACUGUCAAGUCCUACCCCACUCUUUUGUGGAUUCACAAUGGCAAAAUGGUGGAUACCUACAAAGGUCCUCGUGGUAUCGAUGAUCUGAAGGACUAUGUCACGAGUAAAAUCAACUACAACUGGAAACAGGACGAAGAGAAGAAUGAUUCUCUUACUGAAACCGAAAAAGAAGACAGUGGCUCUGAAAAACUAUCUGUUCUAGAAAUUACCGGAGAGACUUUCGACUCCAGUAUAGAACGUGGCUUCACUCUAGUCAAAUUUUAUGCACCAUGGUGUGGACAUUGUAAGCAAUUGGCUCCAACGUGGGAGGAACUGGCGAAAAAAUCAUUCCCAACCAUUGACGUGACUAUUGCCAAGGUUGAUUGCACCUUGGAAGUCAACAAAGAACUCUGCAAUGUACAAGAGGUCGACGGUUUCCCAACUAUAUUCCUGUACCGUAACGGCAAGAAAAUCUCUGAAUACAAUGGGUCUCGAAGUUUGGACGAUCUGGUCGAGUUUAUAAAUAGCAAUUUUCACGACGAACUGUGAUCAGUGUUACUAACUAUAUAUUACAACUGUCUACUUCCUCAUAAUUAGUAUCCAGCAUUUGCUUUUGAUAUUCUUUGGUUGGUUGUUGUGAAGGAGUUCGGGAUGUUUUAUGAUUUGAACAAUUUAUUAGUAUCUAAAUGAAUUUAACUAAGAAAGCACAAAAUACCUUGAGAUACAUAAUAUUUUGUCCUCAUAGUUCUAGGAAAUAAUUAGCGAACUAAUGUUCUGUUUCUCGUGUACAAUUGUAAGAAUGAUGAUUGUGUAGCGACUAGUUUAUUGAGACUAAUUAAUCGUCAUUUUGAAAUGCGUGUUUGAGCAUAACUUUUAUUUUUAAUUCAUGUUAUUAUUUAUUUCGUAAGGAAUACAAUAUUCAGGAACGGGAGAAGAGACGUUCGCUCAAAACUUAUUUUUUUAUAGAAUUUAGUCAAUUAUUAAUGGUUUACGGUAAUAUCCAAAUUUACAUUCACAUCACAGAUUUACACCCAAGAAAAUCAAACCUAGAUUAGAUUAUUAGCAGUGAACUUGAAUUGAUUAUAGAAAUAGGUUGACUGAGUCAGAUAAAUGCGCUAUCAAUCAUUCAAGCUGGAUUCCUACAUAUGAGUAUCAGAAUCCGUGCCCGAUUUAUGAAAAUAUUCUUCCCAUGUGUUCUAAUGAGACUAUUUGUACUCGCUUGGCCAGACUUGGUGAGAAUAUGUCUAUUAGAACUCAUGAAGAGAAUAUUUUAACUGAACCGGACACGGACUCUGAUGUGGAAAUUCAGCUCAAUAGACUGAUGCCGAAUUCAGUUUAGAUAUCAUCACAACAGACUGAUAAUUAUUCCUAUUCUUAUGGCAGACUGAGUCUUUGUGAAGUUAAGACUAAGUUUGUUUAUGUUCCAGGCAGACAAGUAUUGUUAUGUAUUCAGAUUUAAACAGAUAAGACAUAGACUGACAACUGAUAGCUUACGAAUACCGGAGUCAAUGUCAGUGUACUUAAAUGAAGAAUCUAAAGAUGUUGCGAACUUUGAAAAAUAUUCAAAAUUAUCAAAGACAGAUAUUUGAAGUUUGUUGGAUAUUUCACAACUCUUUCAUGUUCAGUUCAUUAGCUGUAAAUUUGGAUCCUUCGCAUUUCACCAAUCUAUUGAUUAUUUUGACGAAUUUAUGAUUGAAAAGAGAUACUCCCAGAAAAGUUUAGGAAGCUAUGAUUAAAAUCCACGUGCAAUUACGAUAGUUUAGUUUUGAUUUUGAGCAUCACUCUUGUUUUCAAAGUGAAACUCGUUAAUGACUGUUGAAAUUACCUAGAAUAAAGUAUGUAAGGAAUGCACUUGAGAUUACUAGUUACUCGUAGUAGUUUUAUUGUUGAUAAUUAGGAAAUUUCAGUGCCAUAAUACAAAAAAUGUAUAUGAAUGUCUCUGCAAGUCUACAGUGAUAUGAUAAUUAUUGUAAUAUUGGGUUUCUCAGUCGGUAGUCAUUGAUAUAUACUGCGAUUAGUAGAGACAUACAUAAUUGGGUAUUCAUCAGUGUAUUGCAAUUAAUAAUCAUUGACCUAAUUGUUACGAAUAGCACAGGAAAAACUCACUUGAAAAUUAGUUUAUUAUGGCAAUUUUAUUAUUAGAAUGUUUCUGUUAGGUCUUACUCGUGUUGUGUCUUGUGUAAUAAAAAAUUCUUUUCAAA
Nilaparvata lugens (brown planthopper) is the source of this 3088-nucleotide messenger RNA. It is a transcript of the gene prtp, whose product is annotated as thioredoxin domain-containing protein 5 homolog. The transcript has 8 exons. Gene Ontology annotation, molecular function: protein disulfide isomerase activity. The coding region runs from base 225 to 1436 and encodes 403 amino acids. Gene Ontology annotation, cellular component: endoplasmic reticulum. NCBI's taxonomy places the organism in Eukaryota, Metazoa, Arthropoda, Insecta, Hemiptera, Delphacidae. Gene Ontology annotation, biological process: protein folding. The record is from RefSeq and is a predicted model, not a curated record.